UCGUUUAUUAACUCACAAAACAUUAAAACGAACGCAUCCAAAGUAAAGCUGAAUCGCUUGGCCUUUUCGCACCAUCCAUCACUAAAAAAUAUGGCUCAAGACUCUGCCUCUGAUCUUCUCUGCUUGGAUGAUUCUCUCCUCUCAGCUCUGUUUCACGAGGAUGAAGACGAGGAUCACGCCCCUUUUACCGAUGAUAAAUUAGCCCAACGCUUGCAGUUUCAGGAAACCCUCUACUCCUCCUUGAUCACUUCCCAAAACCCACAAAAUAAUCCGUCGUCGUCGUCAUCUUCUUCUUCUUCUUUGCUCAUUUUACCUUUAUCUGCAUCAUCGUCUUCUCCUUUGAAAAUGGCUGACACUUGCCCUACCCCACAAGUCGAGCAAGUGAAAUCCUCAAAUGAAGCGUGUGAAUCGUCGCAAGUCAUCUGUGAGAUCUGUGCAGAAACUAAAGAGACUUCCCAGAUGUUCAGAAAUCAGAGAUGCCACCACUCGUUUUGCUCUGAUUGUGUUACAAAACAAGUGGCCACAAAAAUUCAGGACAACAUAGCAGUAGUUUCGUGUCCUGGUUUGGAUUGUAAAAGUGAUCUUGAGCUUGAUGCUUGUCGGCCAUGGCUUCCCAAGGACUUGCUUGACAGGUGGGAUCAGGCUUUGUGUGAAGGUCUGUUUCUGGCAGCCCCUAAAUAUUACUGUCCCUUUAAGGAUUGUUCAGCUAUGUUGCUAAUUGAGAAUGGGGAAGAAGAUCAACAAGCUAUAAGGGAAGCGGAGUGCCCUGUUUGCCACAGACUGUUCUGUGCAAGAUGUAAUGUGGCAUGGCAUCCUGGAGUUGAAUGUGAGGAAUUUCAGAAUAUGAAUGAGAAUGAGAGAGUUAGGGAAGAUCUGAUUGUGAGAGAGAUUGCUAAAGAGAAGAAAUGGAGAAGGUGUCCCCAGUGUAGGUUCUUUGUGGAAAAGAUUGAUGGAUGCGUGCACAUCACUUGCAGGUGCCACUAUGAGUUUUGCUAUGCGUGUGGAGAACAAUGGACUUCUUCUCACGGAGGCUGCCAAACAAAUUAGAUUAUUUAAUGUCAUGUUUCGUGACGAGCAUAUCUCCUUAUCAUUUAAUGUCUUGUUUGUAUUGCAGCUAAGAAAAUGAUAGACUUGAUAGGUUGAUCUUUGCAAGACAUCUGUUCUAAAGUUACUUGAGAAUUUUGAGGUUCGUGCCUGUAGGCAAUAGUGUUUUUCACUAGAUGACUAUAGGAUUUGUCUAGAGCUUUGAAGAACAAGGGACACUGGGACUGUAUGUUCAACUUCAAAAUGUGUUUACGUUUUCCAAAUCA
Messenger RNA from Prosopis cineraria, 1310 nucleotides. Its product is annotated as E3 ubiquitin-protein ligase RSL1-like. Bases 91 to 1047 code for a protein of 318 amino acids. The transcript is spliced from 2 exons. The record is from RefSeq and is a predicted model, not a curated record. Gene Ontology annotation, biological process: ubiquitin-dependent protein catabolic process; positive regulation of proteasomal ubiquitin-dependent protein catabolic process; protein polyubiquitination. Gene Ontology annotation, cellular component: ubiquitin ligase complex; cytoplasm. Gene Ontology annotation, molecular function: ubiquitin conjugating enzyme binding; zinc ion binding; ubiquitin protein ligase activity. Lineage: Eukaryota; Viridiplantae; Streptophyta; Magnoliopsida; Fabales; Fabaceae.